Molecule: messenger RNA, 381 nt
Organism: Scheffersomyces coipomensis
Lineage: Eukaryota; Fungi; Ascomycota; Pichiomycetes; Serinales; Debaryomycetaceae
Product: U2 snRNP complex subunit
Exons: 1
Coding region: 1-381 (126 amino acids)
Molecular function (GO): RNA binding
Source: RefSeq, a predicted model, not a curated record
AUGAGUGAUGGGGGUAAACGAAAGAAUGAUGACAAAAAUGAUGAUGGCUCUUUAAAGAAGAUCAAAUUAGAUCCUACCCAUUUAAAACCUUGUCAGACUUUAUAUAUCAAAAAUCUAAACGACAAGAUUAAUCCAAAAGUAAUGAAACAUAAUUUAUAUCUAUUAUUUUCCACAUAUGGCGACGUCAUUCAAAUACAUAAUCGUAAACGAGGACAAGCCCAUAUCGUAUUCGGUGAUGUUGAUAGUUCCAGCUUAGCAUUACGAAGUUUACAAUCUGAUGUAUUUUUCGAUAAACCAUUGGUGAUUAAUUAUUCCAUCAAUGAAUCAAGUAUCAUUACUAGACUUAAGAGACAACAAGAAAUAAUUGAAAAUGAAGAAUAG